AGACUUGUCCGACCUUGGGGGGUGAUAGCAAACACUUGGGGUAUGCGAGCCAGGGAGAUUGCCGACUUCGGGAAGCUUCUCAACACUUCCAUCCGGCGGGCUCUCUCUUUAACUAGCGUCACCAAAUCCCCCGUCAUUCGGCUCUUCCCCACUCACGCGGGGGAGAGCAUUCAGCCAUGCAACUAAAUUCGAUUAAAGAUUCCCGUUCGAGCGCCCUUUCAACAACUCCAAGCUUCACUGCCUAUUUAUUCUCGGUAUACUUUCAGCGCAUAGGCAGCAGCAGCUGAUGUCCCGCGAGAGCUCAGGCCAGCCACCUGUCAAACGGCGCCGUUCAAAGGACGGUUGUCGUCCGUGUCGGAUUCGAAAGAAGAAAUGCGACGGAAGGAAGCCGACCUGCGUAUCGUGUGAACGAAAUGUUUUGUUGUGUAGCUGGUUUCCAAACACCGCAGCUACUGAUACCUCGAAAGAUGACGCCUUUGAAACUGGCUUGAGUUUGGUUUCGCAUAGUAGGAAGAGGAAGCUUUCAGCCUGGUCGUCAGACGACAGUGCGUCAAGUGAAGAUCAUCUGUUCCCAACAGCGUGGGAGUCGGAAUGGCACGAACACGAUCCGCUCCCUGAUUUUCAGGAUGUCGACGUGCUGGAUAUCGCCACCCUCCGGCAACAGCCUACUCUGGAGCCAAUUUUCCGAUCGCCAAUCUCUCUCCUGCUCUAUCAGCACUGGGUAGAGAGAACGGGAGACGUUAUGUCAGCUCAUCGUGGCAAGUUGAAUGCGUUUAAGACGGAGCUGCCUCGGCUUGCGAUCGCGUACCCAGACACUGUCCUGCAAAGCCUACUAGCCUGUAGCGGGAUACACUAUUGUAAUGCGGGCAGGACGCCUGACAUUGAGACGAGCACCUGGACACAUUUGGGGCUCGCAUUAAGAUCGCUGAAAUACGGAUUAACAAAACUUGUGGCCAACCCCGGAACGGAUCCGAUACCGCUUUUGGCAACGGCUUUGACAACCAGAGGUGACGUCAGCGGAGUUCUCUCACAACACUUACGAGCUGCUCAUAUACUUUUUAAUAUCGUCCUUUCAUCCCCGUCUUCCCUUCGUAUCGAUGAGUCUAUACUUGAAUUCCUGAAGGAGUUCUACACAUAUGUCUUGCGCAUCACAGAGAUAAGUAAUGACUCCCAAAGUAUAGUCCUCCACGGCUCUGUGCGCCAGGAAACCCCGACAGGGGAUUUUGCCUGGGUUAGCGGCAAGAGUUAUGGUAUGCUGGUUGGCUGUUCAUAUGAACUCUUCGAUAUGAUCCCCCAGGUUUCUGCGUUGGCACGUCGGAAGCGGCAAAGGAUAAAAGAGAACUCAAAGCAAAGCUCGAGUAGCGCGAGAUCCAAACUUCAAGAGGAGCCUGACACGGACGAGAUGGCCUACCGUAUCCUGAGAUCUAGAAUAUUGUUUUGGCGCCCACCAUCUGAUGCCCGUCAGGAUUUUAUCACAUGCGGAUGGAUCUACCAACAGGCCAUCCUUUGUUAUCUCGACGUAUCCUUCGCGAAUCCACCAAUAACUGCGCAGACGCCUCUACCGCGGUUCAUUCAUGAGCGAUUUGAGAGGCUCAAAUGUCUGCUCGAUGAACUCCCGAUCGAUGCGCCCAUUUCCCACACACUAUGCUGGCCAUUAGCGUUAUUUGGGAGUCUGGCGCGUAAGGCUGAUCAUAGAGAACUCAUACUCAACCGACUACAGGCAAUGUGGGAAUUGCUUCGGCUGGGAAACAUCAACACCACCAUGAAUUUCUUAAAAAGGUUGUGGGAAGAUGAUGGCAGCGAUACGAGCGCCAAUGCCGCCUCCAGCAGCUGCGAUCACCCCACUACCACGAAGAAUUCUAGUGCGAUGGUUCGAGCGACGAAGCGAAAACGAGCCCCAAAAAUUAUAUCCGAUAACAGUGACAUGGAGGCCCUGAUGAAGAAAUAUGAAUUAAUGUUUUCUUUUGCUUGAUCGUGGUGGUCGCGGUGUUUUGACUUUGGGACGAUCUGGGCGUCAUUUUGGAAUAUUCAAUGCUGGUAUCUCUUUGUAAUCGAUUCAAACCAUCCAACGACUUAGUUAUGACUGCUGUCGUAUUUUCCUAUGUCUUGCUUUUCUAAUGUUUUGUCCUUUUGCGAAUAGCGCUGGAACUCGGAACGAAGACAUGAUUUUGGAUUAGGGCCACUUGGAUCUCUGGUUGAGUUGGAGGCAAAAUCAACGUUAUUUUG
Coccidioides posadasii C735 delta SOWgp is the source of this 2226-nucleotide messenger RNA. The record is from RefSeq and is a predicted model, not a curated record. Lineage: Eukaryota; Fungi; Ascomycota; Eurotiomycetes; Onygenales; Onygenaceae.